ACUGAACUACAAUAAAAACAUUACAGUUCAGCCCUUAUAAACGAGAUGAGGAAAGUGCUGUGCAUUUCUGAACAGGAGAAGCCUCUUCCCAGACUCUCCCCAAGAUCCCACCUGAAUAGAUCAGAGAUGGCCCAGAAAAGCCGCCUACCUGCCCCUUAUGGAGUACCUGUCCUUGCAGUGUUACUUUUGCCGUGUCUAGUCACAGGUGUGGAGCUGGCUAUAAACAAUAGUUCUGAUAACCAAAUACUAUCCACAAAGCCCGGCCGUGACGAGUCCCUGUGGUGCACUGUACGUAACAACAGCAGGGCGGAGGAAUUACGCUGGUACCGAGGAGACGGGACUGUAAACUUGAAAGAUGGAAAUAAAAUUAAUACCACUAACAUCUGCAUACUUCCAGUCUCUAAGACCGACAAUGGAGUCAGCUUUACCUGCAAGCUGGUGCGGAACGAGUCCAUUCAGAUCUCGGUGACUCUGGAUGUCCAGUUUCCUCCUCUCCUAACUGGGGAAGACCCUCCUCCAGUAGAAGAAAAGAAUGAUGUGAAGCUGACUUGCAAUGUGAAUUCCAACCCUCAAGCUGAAAUGGUUUGGUAUAAAGACAACAGCACCCUGACCCUGAAGAAAGAUCGCUAUCAGAUAUACCAUACUAGUGAGGUCUUCCAGCUGACUAUCAAGAAAGUAGAAAAAUCUGACAAUGGAACAUACACUUGUGAGGCUAAAUCUGUUCUCGGAGAGAUGAGAAAGGAGUUCCACCUGACAGUUGAAGAUAGAAAACCGGUUUUUCCCUUGGAGGCUAUUAUUGCUGCCAUCGUGGUGGUUUUACUCACUGUAAUUUUUGGAAUUGUGGCUCGAAGAGAAAAAAUAUUUAAGUGCUUCAAAAAGACAAAAAAAACACCAAGUGAAACAGCUCUGUGAAGAAAUCCUGAGGUUACUGUGUGCGCCUAAGAAGCACCAUCUGUAGCAGGACAUAUGCCCUUGUGUUAAGGGAUGGGAUUAGCCAUUAUGCAUUGCAAUAGUUACUCUAGUUCAUAUAGUUCCUUCUAUAUUUAUUGUUAUUUUACACAAUGAUCCUUUCAAAAUGUAAAUGGUUCUUUAUGUAUGUUGAUUAUAACCUACUGCUUUGAACACAUUCCUUCUGGGGAGGGGCAGGGGGAGAGGAUGACUACAUUGCUUCCUUUUGGUCUGCCUCCAUUUUUAUUCCUAAAGGAUGUUUGCAUGUAAUCAGGAUCAUUAUUUCUUAGGAGUCUGUUCCUGUUGAUUAGGCCCCAGUGGAAGUCACAAUGAGUUGCCAUGGAAAUGAUUAUGUCGUCACAACCCGAAGAGCUUGAUGUCAAGAGCACAAAUACCAGUAGCGGAUAAUUCCUUAAGAAAGGGAAGGCUUGGGGGCUGAACAGCUCAGUGGUUAGGUAAUAAGAAAGAAAAUCUCUCGUAUGCUGGUUUAGCUCCCUCCAUGGCCCACUGUGACCAAAUGUCGUUUAAUGGGUCUCAGUCCAAUUCCCAGGACAUGGUCAUCAGCACAAUGGGCACUCACUCCUUUUCUCCUUUGCUGCUAGUCCCCUCAGAAAGGCAAAGACCUGAAGCGCCCGCAGGGACUCACCCCUAGAGGUGGCCCCUUCCAGCCAGUGUCGAGGCACCCAGGUAGUACAGUAGAUGAAGCCAGCACUGCUGCUGCCUCCACUGUACCCCCUCGUUUGGAACAAUGGAUUUCAGGGCCUGGGGCGGUCGCUCGAAUACCUUUUACAAACACUAUGUUAAAAUAAACAAUCGUUUUAGAAUCAAUUCUCCAGUAGUAAAAUUGAGAGGUCAUCUCCCCUUCCCCACUGACCAUGAGAUAUACCAGCAGACAAUUUUUCACAGGAGUCCAGCAAACCUUUAAAGAGUCAUCACAAUUUGAUUCGGUACACAUACCCCAUAUUCUAUAAAUUCCAGUUUCUGAUGGGCAAAUAUCCUUCUCAGAAAGUGUAAAGAUUCUAUUACUCAACAGGAAGGAGUUUCUCAACCAUUGUAAACUUGAGUCUGUCCUUGAUUGAUGGAGUGACACUAUCCCUGCCAAUUUAACAUUAACUAGCUUUCAGAGAACAUUGUAGCAUAAUAACUUUAGUACAAACAAAUUCUCUUUAUUACACACAAUAAUUUAAAUUGCUUUCUAUGCAAUGAGUAAUCCCCUUUACUAAGCCUGACUAGCUAUUUUUCACUACAAGACUGAAAAGUGCUGUAUAAUGCUAUGAGUUUAUAAUUAGUUUAUUUGCAUCUGAAUUGCAGAGAUGCUCAGAGCCUGCAGCUCCCACUGAUCUCAGUGGGGGUUGUGGACGCUCACUAUCCCUGAAAAUCCAGACCAAAUUCCAAAGCCAUCAGCUAGAAAGGGAAGCCUUGUGAUUCUGUUCAGGGAAUGAGAGUAGGUUUCUGGGCCAGGUGAAAGGUUCCAUCCUCCCGAUGCACCACUGGGAUAUGCUCUGUGAGGCCUUACUGGGCUCCAGCUUGCAGGGGAAUUUUGGGGGUGAGACCGGACCAACGAAUCUGUGAAAAAACAGAGUGAUGGUCUAGUCUCCCCUUGAAAUACAAGUGCAGCGGCCACAGGGCCUACCUUGGUACUGAGGCUGUAGUUUUGGUUGUGCAGGUGCUCUGUUGUCACCCCAUUGCAUGGGGAAAGAUUUCUUCAUGCCUAUCAGCACCAGUCAGACUGGUUACGCAGGCUGUUUGCUGGGAACAGGGUUUGCCUUUUCCUGCACCUGUCAUUAACUCAAAACAGAAAUAUUGAAAUCAGAUGUUGGGAAAUUAAAAGGAAAUUUAGCAACAGCAAGUUCCUGACACAACAACCAAACUGCACAAUCUAGUGAAAUACUUUGCUUCUGAAUAAAGAACCUCAUCUACUGACAUAAAUGGGUAAUCAUGGGCAGAUUUCCCCUUGAACACUUGAAAAAGAAAACUCGGGAAAACAAUUAAACAAGAGAUGGGGAAGCAUAAACAUACCCCCAAGAGAUACAAGCUCAUAAUUUUUGCAAUCCACACAUUGUCUUCCCUGUCAAAUGUUAUUUCACUUGUGUAACUACACACUCAAAUCAUCAGCACUGUGACAGGUGCAAAGACCCAUCUCCGGAUCCAGAAGUCAUCGAGUUAACAUCCAGAUUAAGUCUCUGAUACCCUUUACCUGUACAGGUGAAAAGAGUUGAGGCAGCGCUCCCCCUGCUGAGAGCAAUCAGGAGCUAAAGGGUGACAUCAACGAGCCCUAUAAAAGUGGCUCACUGAGCUACAAAAGAGGAAAGGUAUCAGAGAGUGACCUGUGUUGGAAAAUGUGGUGGCAGGGUAGUAGUCUGAAACAUCAGAUUAUAAGGAACUGUUGUUUUUUAAAAUAAUCUAUGUGAGGUACUUUGAGGUUCUGUUUAAAACUCUGGGAAUUUGUUCAAAACUGUUGAAAUGAAA
Molecule: messenger RNA, 3417 nt
Organism: Trachemys scripta elegans
Lineage: Eukaryota; Metazoa; Chordata; Testudines; Emydidae
Gene: TMIGD1
Product: transmembrane and immunoglobulin domain containing 1
Exons: 7
Coding region: 46-912 (288 amino acids)
Biological process (GO): cell-cell adhesion
Cellular component (GO): cell-cell junction
Molecular function (GO): cell adhesion molecule binding
Source: RefSeq, a predicted model, not a curated record